AUGGCUGCGGUUAUACAAUCUGCGCCUCCCGUAGGAGAAACGAGUGACAGAGCCUUCAUCAACGAUGUAGAUCAGUGGGUGGAACAGCUAUACGAGUGCAAGCAGCUCUCUGAAAGCCAGGUCAAAACCCUUUGUGAAAAGGUAAUAAGAUCAUUUUUCUUUUUUUUUUUUGAAUAAUAAAAUUCUUUAGGCGAAGGAAAUCCUUGAAAAGGAAUCUAACGUCCAGGAGGUCAGGUGCCCCGUCACAGUGUGCGGUGAUGUUCAUGGACAGUUCCAUGACCUGAUGGAGCUUUUCAAGAUGGGUGGAAAAAGCCCGGAUACGAACUAUUUAUUCAUGGGGGAUUAUGUCGAUCGCGGGUACUAUUCGGUUGAGACAGUGAGCUUGCUCGUUUGUCUGAAGGUAAGAUUUGAAAAAAAAAAUGAAUACGCUUGUAUAUCUUCUUUUUUUUUAGGUCCGUUACAAGGACCGUGUGACUAUUCUGCGCGGAAAUCAUGAGUCUAGGCAAAUUACUCAGGUUUGUUGAUUUUAUAUCUAACUCUUCAACUGUAGAACUCGCUAGUCAAGUUGUUCUCAUCAAAUUAGCUAUAAUAUCUUGUUUAUGAAUCAUCUGUAUUCAGAAAGUCACCUUUUCUGAACACUGAACUUAAUUUAGGCCUCACAUAAUCUUGCAUAUUUUCUUUCGAAAAAAUUUUAUUGUAAUGAAAAUCGCGAUGUUCUUCUGCGAAAUUAUGGUUAAUUUUUGUAUAUACCAUGGAUCGAAUCAUUUUUCAAAGUGAAGGAAGCUCAUUGCCGACAGGUUUUCUGAAAGUCCUAUGUUCAAUAUUUAAAAUUUGAUGACGAAUAUGAUUAUUUUGACCUGCUUUAUUUAUAGGUGUAUGGGUUUUACGAUGAAUGCCUGCGAAAAUAUGGAAAUUCAAACGUGUGGAAAUAUUUCACCGAUUUGUUCGACUGUUUUCCGCUCACCGCUCUUGUCGAUGGGCAAAUUUUCUGUCUUCACGGUGGUCUUUCUCCUUCUAUCGACACUCUUGACCACAUUCGUGCGUUGGAUCGCAUUCAAGAGGUUCGAGUCUUUUCUGAUGUUUCAGAUUUAUUCUCAUUUUUGUUCUUUUACAUUACCUCUACUGAACUUUUCUGUUGUAGGUCCCUCACGAAGGUCCAAUGUGUGACUUACUGUGGUCGGAUCCAGAUGAUCGCGGUGGCUGGGGAAUUUCCCCACGAGGCGCCGGAUACACUUUCGGACAAGACAUUUCCGAAACCUUCAAUCAUACCAACGGGUUAACUCUUAUUUCAAGGGCGCAUCAGCUUGUUAUGGAGGUAAGAUAUGAAUAUAUUAUAAAAAUAUAUAAGUUGUUGGAAGUAUCAUAUAAGUAGAUGUUCGAGUUUUGAAAAAAAUCAUAAUUAGGAUUGAUUAAAAAAAAAAUAGACGGAAAAAAGUUAAAAUCAUUUUUUGUAUUGAUUUAUUUUUUUGAAAUCUCACCCUCUUUGAGGUUUUCGAAAAUAGAGUGAAUAAUUUCCUAUUUAGAGUUUUCAAACUAGGUUUUUGACUAAUUUUUUGUUUCAUAUUAAACGAACUUUUUUUUCCAAGUCACUGCAGACCAAAUUUCUAAGUAAAUUCUUAUAAAGUAGUUUUUGAUGGAAAAGAAAAUUUACUUACUUUUCUUGUGACUUUUUUUCAAUAUUAGACGAAAAUUAAUUCAUUUAGAAAUGAAGAUAAAUCAUCUUCACGAUAAGUUAUUUGCUUAAAAAUAAAAACCCGAAUUCGAAGUUUUUAAUUGCAUUUUUUCAAAACUUGGUGAAGAAAUGGUAAGUUCGUAUAAUUCAGGGCUACAACUGGUGCCACGACCGGAACGUUGUAACCGUGUUCUCUGCACCCAACUACUGCUACCGUUGCGGCAACCAGGCGGCGAUGGUAGAACUUGACGACGAUCUCAAGUACUCAUUUCUGCAAUUCGACCCAGCUCCUCGCCGCGGAGAGCCGCACGUCACCCGCCGAACUCCCGACUACUUCUUGUGA
Molecule: messenger RNA, 2015 nt
Organism: Caenorhabditis auriculariae
Lineage: Eukaryota; Metazoa; Nematoda; Chromadorea; Rhabditida; Rhabditidae
Source: the annotation of a GenBank genome assembly